AUGAAGAGAAUUGUUGUCAUCCAAGAUUAUGGUGAAGUGAUGGGAGCAGAGAAUAGUGAUAAUGAACAAUGCCAAGAUGGUAAUAGCACAGAGCAGCAUCACAAAGACAUUGAAUCUAGUAAUAUUGAACAAUGCCAAGAAGAGGGUAAUAGCAUUGAGCAAUGUCAUGAAAACAUUGAAUCUAGUACUAGUGAUAAUGAACAACGCCAAGAAGAGGAUAAUAGCAUUGAGCAACAUCACAAAAACAUCAAAUCACCUCCACCUCUCCCACCACCUCAUUUAUUUUCUUUUACACCAUCUCCUGAGUUGAACACAAAUGAUACUGAACUACAGCAUUUUAAUGAAAGUGAUAUUCUUAUUCCUCUGAUGAUGACUCACUUUACAUAA
This is a messenger RNA of Paraglomus brasilianum, 387 nucleotides long. The record is from the annotation of a GenBank genome assembly. Lineage: Eukaryota; Fungi; Glomeromycota; Glomeromycetes; Paraglomerales; Paraglomeraceae.